Molecule: messenger RNA, 3057 nt
Organism: Hyaloscypha bicolor E
Lineage: Eukaryota; Fungi; Ascomycota; Leotiomycetes; Helotiales; Hyaloscyphaceae
Exons: 4
Coding region: 1-3057 (1018 amino acids)
Source: RefSeq, a predicted model, not a curated record
AUGGACUUCUUCACAAAAUACGAAGACGAAUCCGACGUUGAGCUCUCCAAUGAUCUCAACGAAGAUAGGGAUGUUCUCAAGAAAGGAAGACAGCCAAUAGGUCUUUCUAGAAACUACGUCCCCGACUUGGAUUCACGAGACGCUUUCAGAGAAUUCUACCAGAACUGGAUGGAUGGCAUGAUUCAAACCCAGAAGGUGGUACGGGAGGAUAUCAACAUCAAGAUGAAAGAAACCCCCAUCGACUGGGCUGCAACUGCUCAUCGACCAGUUUCGGGAGAGAUGCUAGGCUUCAUUCGAUUCCACAAACGCCAUCUGUACUGCCAUCUCACCCCUAUGUCAGAUAAUCAAAUCACCAAGCGCAUGCUAGAAGACUCAACGAGAAAAAUGAACGGCGAAGAGAGAGACCUCAAGGGCAACAUCUGGGAAGAUGUCACGGUCAAAAUUGGCAAGGUGUAUAACUCGAAGGGAAGAGAAAUUGAGUUCGACGGAUUCAAAAAUUGGAUGGAAGUCUCUUUCGAUUUAUAUCGACCAAGUCGGGUAUUAAAGACAGCAAAUGGCGAUUUGGUUAUGGAUAAAGGCUUUGGUGGCAGGAUGUACCUGAAAGGUCUGUUCCUCAGCUGCAACCAUGGAACGAGGACUCUCAAGUUCGGUUACAAUUUCUACCAAGGGGAUGUAAACCGAGAUCGACAACAUAUGUCGGAUUUACGGAGACAAGCGUCCACCUUGGCAUUGAUAUGGGCAGAAUCCAUCAAAAAAGGAGAUCAUGGAGCCCUUGCAGAAUACACCAAAAUGCUCAGAGAGGAAGACGCAAAGCGAUGGGCCGAUGUCAAUCUUUCCAGCGAAUACAUGACGAAAGAUACUGCCACAGUGGUAUGGAAAGCCAUAAUGGAGGGUGAACUUUCUUCCACUAUGUUCUUCUAUAACAAGAAGACCGAAGCACAAGAUGUUAAGACCAUAUCAAAGUGCCUGAACAAGACACCCGUCCCUCUACCCAACUCCCUAUGGGAGCCACUGAAAAAAUACAGUCUUGUGAGAACACCAGACGAACAGAGGCAUCACAAGUUGUCCAACGCAUCGCCUUCCGACCUGGCACAAUCACCAUAUUCCGAGGCAAUCAACAGGUCAUUGAAAGCAAUUUUAGCACUGGACGACAGAACCAAAGAUCUCACAAUAGUUUUCAAAAGCGGAGAACAGGCCGAUCUCGACUUGUUAUUUGAAGGAUCAAAUCUCUUGAUUAACGACAAGUGGUUGGACUUUCAGAGAAGUCACUCCAAGGCACCAUGCUGGCUUUCUCGGCACGGAGUCAAAAGCUACAAGAUGCCUUGUGAUCAUAUUGUUACCAGACUUCACGACCUGAUUCUUCAUGAAUUGACGAAAGGCCCAGUGUCUCAACUUGACAAAUCCACCGAGUCAAAAGCCACUUUGCGAUUGAAGGUUAGCGACAGCCUUCGCCAAAUGCCACGCAUGAUUGAGAUUUCUCAAGGUCUAAAGCCUCGCGAAUUGAUUGUCACGUGGACAAUGCUAGAAAGAGACUUGGUCUUCAAAAUGUAUGGCUUUGAUUUGCGUUGUCAAGUCACUCUGCAUCGAGAGAGCACAUGCAGCGACAAGAAAAUGGACAUCUUGUUCUACAUUGGUGAGACCUCUACUCAUUCUUUUCGUGAUGCUGUGGUAUCGGAGAAGCGAAAAAGAGGGCAGUGUGCUAACUUGAAAGCAGAAACUUUGAAGGAGGACGAUGCUGGUUUGCCCAAAGAGGAUAAAGGCAUUGCUGAAUGCGGCUGCUCUUAUCAAAUCGUUUCUCAAGGUGACUCUGGAAUACUCUUCCAGGGACUUGAUCCUGAAGAGGCCUACUUCCCCAUGGUAGCUAGAGACUACGAACAAGCUUUCUUCGGCUUUCCCCCUGAAGCCAUACGACCAGCAGCGCCUCAGUCAGCAGCUCAGCCAGUGUCUGUUUCUAAGAACGUCUCAGCUGAGAAUUCGAUGCCAGCUCCAGCAGCUUCUCAUCGCAGUGACGCUGCCAGUGAUCAUGCUGACGGUGCGACAAAUGACACUGCUCGCACGUCGAACUUUGGCGAUGAGAAACAAGGAGAGGAAUCGUCAUUAAUGGUAGACAAUGAUAACAGCCAGGAGAGGCAAAGUUUAGGAGAUGAGCCAACUGCUUCUAUCCAAAAUUCUAAACAAGAGAUAUCCAAGAAGUUGAUGUCUGAAUUGAGGUCUGCAUUGGCGAAACUAAAAGUCAAAGAAGAUAUGUCAAAUUCUACAGCACGCAAAUUGCAAGUUAAGGAGCAAGAACUGGCUGCUGCUUUAGAGUCGCUGGAGAAUAAAGAAUUGGAACUUCGCCAGGCUAAAGCUGACAGCGACGCACAAAAGCAACGGCUGGAGAGUACCAUCGAAGAUUUGGAGGGGGAGAUUCAGCAAUUACAAGAGACUCAAACCGAAACCGAAACUCAGGGCACUGAACUCUCCGGCACAAUCGAAAAUCUACGAACUGAGCUCGAGCAGCUUCGAGCAGAAAAGAACGAGAUAGAAUCUCAAGUUCAGCAGCGCAUCGAUGCCGAAAUGUCCGCCGCUGGCCGCAUUGGCCAAGGUGCAGCCGAGGAAGUACAACAAGCAGGAGAAGAGCAGAUGGCGAACGAGAACCAGACAGGCGAAUCCGUUGCUGAGAUGCGAGAGCAACUGCUUGAAUUCCAAGCAUCAAACGAAGUACUUGAAAUCCAAGCUGGCCACGCCCGAGAACUUCAAGCAUCAAACGAAGCACUCAAGAUCCAAGUUGACCAAGCACGGGCAGAUCAUGCGUCAAUUAUGACAACUCUUCGAGGUGUCUCAGGCAUGAUUCAAGGAGUCUUAGGUCUAGGAAGCAAAGAAAUGAUGGUGGCGACUCUCCAAAGUGUGUUGGGAAUGCUCCGAGGAGUCCUUAAUCUGGAUACCAGAGUGUCAAACCCAGCUAGCGGAACAAAGCAUACGAGAGUUAGGGAGGAAGAUGAUGACGGAGGUGAUCUUGCUAAUGUUCCCAAGCGCUUCAGACAAGCGGAGCACGCCGACUUGACUGAAGAGCUUUGA